Messenger RNA from Aspergillus homomorphus CBS 101889, 915 nucleotides. RefSeq lists its product as uncharacterized. The record is from RefSeq and is a predicted model, not a curated record. Gene Ontology annotation, molecular function: asparagine synthase (glutamine-hydrolyzing) activity. Gene Ontology annotation, cellular component: cytosol. The transcript is spliced from 4 exons. The coding region runs from base 1 to 915 and encodes 304 amino acids. Lineage: Eukaryota; Fungi; Ascomycota; Eurotiomycetes; Eurotiales; Aspergillaceae.
AUGGCCUUGCAACGUCAAAGUGGGAAUGGCAUCAAUUCGGACCGGUUCCGUGCAGGGGGGUCUCGGUUCCGAAUGUGCCACUGUAUCCGCCGGAACCGGUCCAUCUUCACUCAGUUGCAACUUGCCAGUUACCAGUAUUUCUCAGCAGCAUUGCUUCAUCUUCAACUGCGCGUCAAUUACAGCGAAGCAUCCCAAGCGGACGUAAAUGGUGCCGGCAAGCUCGCCCUGGCGGAUGUCGCACAAAAUGCUGGCUUCAGGGUUGUUGCCACAGGCGAAGGCGCCGAUGAACACUUCGCAGGCUACGGCUCCCUAUCUCAGAAUGAUUCCCUCCUCGAACCCGACCACUCCAGGAUGACGGUCGAAUAUUCUGCAACAAAGCACGCUGAAGCAGCUCAAAAGGCCAACGCAAGCAUGUUCCCAGGCCAUGAUUUGAGCAAGAUAUCUACUCUGCCCUCCACUGCGAGAGCCCUUAAUCACACCCGGAUUGCUGGGCCCAUUCCCCGCACCUCGCCACUUUUUCUGGGCCCUUGGACAAACUCACUCAACCCAACCGACGGGCAAACGGUCCUGCUUGAUUCCUUAAGCGGCGAAACUCGCCAGGCCAUUGCGGAGAAAUGUCACCCGCUUCAUACAGCCGAGUUUUCCUAUACCAAGUCCUUUUUCGCAAACUCCCUCCUCCGAUACCUGGGUGAUAACAUCGAUAUGGCGUUUCAGGUCGAGUCACGGCCUGCGUUCCUCGACCACAAUCUGACGGAGUAUGCCAACUCCUUACCACCUAGCCUGAAGAUGAAGGUGAAGUAUAAUCUGUGUGAGGCAGUGAGACAAUUCGCUACCGAGGAGGUAUACAAGCGAAAGAAGCAGCCAUAUAUAGGGCCUGUCGAAUUUCAGCUUGAUGGGCAGUGCACCGAAAGUUGA